AAGAUUUCAUUUUCAAGUAUUUCAACGGUUUUGCGUCUAAUCUUGGCGUUUGGCGAAUUUUAACUUGUUACAUCAUAAAAACUUUUUAUUUACACAAUGAACCCGCUAAACUACAUAAGUGACGAAGAAUUCCUGCCUUUCCUCCAAAGUUUGGAAGUAGAUAGCGACAGUAAGUCCUUUGAAUGGAUGUUCAACGAUCCUGAGCUUUCUGGAAUCUUGCAGUGGCUUUAUAACAGUUUGGAUCACUCCAAUGCUUUAACUGCUCGUGAAAAAUACAGAUAUGCAGAAGUCGAGCAGCACCUCCUUUCUCCUGAAGACCUGGACAGCUACAUAUCUUCACUACAAGAAGAGUUCCCGGGUCUUUGCCUACCCGGAGACCAGGAGUCGCUGCAGGCGGCCAAGAUAGAUGUUCAGAUGCAGAAUCAGAGGCUGAAGAUGUUGGAGAAACAGGAGGCGGUUGUUAAGGAUCUUGUUAAGAAGAAUGACCUGGCAAAAGAAGAGCUAAGCCGAGAAAUCACCAAGCUAAACUCAGCACAGCACCAGUUAGCCCAAGAUGAGGCAGCAUCAGCAGAAGAAUGCAUCUCAUUGGCUGGAGAGCUUGAGAUGCUCACUGAUGGUGUAGUUGAUAUUAUUGCCGAUAGCCUCAGUUUAUAUGCCAGCGCACAUGGGGAUAAGGAAAUAGCAAAGAAGUUUCUAAGCUUCGGUCCGUUCGAGUCAUACAAGCAAGCGCAGACACUAUACGCGUCUCACUUCGACUUGUACGUGUCCCGCAAGUUCAGUAAGAGACAGAACGAUGCCGUCACUGAUGGGGAUCUACGGUGCGCUCUAGUCGAAGCAUCCGUUAUGGGAGAGAGAUUAUCCAGUGCAGCGUUGGCGUAUAUAGACGCUAAGGCGGAGCUGUCGGGCGAACAAGCGAAACUCGCUCUAGUUGCCAACUACCAAAACGUACAUCCCAGUAGAAUUGCACAUUUAUCGCUAGAAGAGCAAGCUGCCUUAGACCUAGAACAAGAAGAACCUAUUGUGGAACAACAAAUACAAGAUGCAGUCAAGGAUUUUGUAGAAGGCCGUACCAGAUUAGUUGCAGGAACCACUGCGACGUCUGCUUUGGCUGUUAGAGAACGAAUUCACUCGGACCUAAGCCACCUCCUCGACGUGUCGCAGCAGGCCUUGUGUCUCGACCGGACACUAUACUACUGUCUGCGCGCGGCUUUGCGUAACGUUCAGGAUUUUUUACAACUGUCGAGUCAGUUGAAAGAGUAUUAUAUGUCUGAGAGUGCGGCGGCCGCUGAUAGAAUUAAAUCAAUGAACGAGAUUUGCUUCGAGCAGGAAUGCUGUGAGGCCCGUCACGACUCAGACCAACUCCUCAACACACUCUGCACUAUUCUCAACGUCAAGUCAAAUGAUUCGUUACUGCUGAAUAAGAAUUAUUGUGAACUGAGAGCGGAGAUCCUCGCCUUAAGAGAAAGUCUUUAUGAAGGCUAUGAAAGUCAGGAACAAGCGUGCCUUGACUUCCAAAACGCCACCCUACCACUUCGCAACUACAUCUGGGACGGCUGCAGCAAGCUCCCCAACUGCUGGAACACGUCGGUGGCCGCCAUGACACAUAACUUGCAGCAGACGAUGGAGCAGGCCGAGAGGAAAGUGACCAAGGCUAGCAGCGACUUCUCCUCUAUCAAGAAUGGCGACAAGCGGGGUCUCCGUAAGCUGUGGCAGUACUAUAUGGCCGAUCAAAAAAAGUUGGCGGCGGCCAUGAGAGCGGCGGAAACUGGGAGCUCCUGUUAGUACUUCUGUUACUAAAAAGAUAAAGAUAAGAUAAAGAUAGUUUAGUUACGUAACUUUAAUAGGGAAGAUGGCUUUUCACUACCACCAGCUUGGGAUCCUGUAGUCCAUCUGAAAAGAUGUGUCUAUGUGUAAUCGCUUACCAUCAGGUGAUCCGUCUGCUCGUUUGCCUCCUAUUUCAUAAAAAAAAAUGAAUGUGUUAUAAGUGGCAAUGUCCGUUUUAACGAGUAUCCUGAAAACCCUACUUUUUUUUUAAUACUACGUCGGUGGCAAACAAGCAUACGGCCCGCCUGAUGUUAAGCAGUCUCCGUAGCCUAUGUCCGCCUGCAACUCCAGAGGACUUUCAGAAUGUUUUUAAUUUUUUUUUUCUUUAAUUUAGUACUUUUUAACAUUACUAUUCGUAAUAACAUUCCAAGGGAUAGGUGGAUCUGGAUACAUUCUUUCAUGUCUUACCAUGUUGGUUGAAUAAAUUUUGUCGACUCUGUGCUUAUCAAAGUAAUUUAAAUCCACGCAUUUGAUUAUAUUGAUCAUAAAAAGACAUUCGGUUUUGUAAAUUAUGUUUAAUUUAAAUAACUAUGUAACAGUAUAAAAUUCUCAAAUAAAUACUAAUUUUGAUCACGA
Molecule: messenger RNA, 2400 nt
Organism: Cydia strobilella
Lineage: Eukaryota; Metazoa; Arthropoda; Insecta; Lepidoptera; Tortricidae
Exons: 10
Coding region: 97-1782 (561 amino acids)
Biological process (GO): spindle assembly; centrosome cycle
Cellular component (GO): mitotic spindle; HAUS complex; centrosome
Source: RefSeq, a predicted model, not a curated record